UACGUACGAACCGUUGCGGGGCAGCGGGGCGUGUAGCAGAAGGAAAAGCAUAAGGAUCUGUCCAAACCUGUUUUGAUCCACGACUAUUAUGUAGAAAAGCUGAUAUUGGGUACAUAUUUCUAAGAUUUGAUCAAGAUUUGGGCAUUCUUUCGAAUGGUCGCCUUUGAUGGUCAGACUUAGUCCAGCUCGGUGGAUUUGAUAUGCCUGAACGGAAUUGAAUUUGGCUCCCUUCCACAAUGAGCAAGACAACACAGUCUUUUCUCCGGGACAGACCCAUGCCCCAAUCAGUUUUCCCUUAUACGUCUGCUCCUCACAAAGAACUACCUCAAAAUGAUUCCCUUCGACAAGACAUCCUGCAUGUUCUCAACCAUGGGUAUGUGAUUCUGCGGAAUCAAUUCAGCUCCCAGACGGCGGCUCAAGCCAAGGCCGAGAUUGCGCGGUUGAGCGGCGGGGACCCAGAGAGAGGCAGAAAUCCAUUUGAAGGGCUGAACACGAAUCGGAUAUACAGUCUUCUGAACAAGAGCAGGGAGUUCGACCAGUAUGUCACGUUUAAGAGGGUGCUAGAACUGAAUGAUUAUUUCCUCGAGCCGGGGUACUGUUUGAGCGCAAUGCAUACCAUACAGAUCAAUCCCGGAGAGGUUGCGCAGGAUUUCCAUCAUGACGAUGCGUUUGCGCCCAUUCCGCGUCCUCGCCCUCCUCUCGGAUCCGCUAUAAUUGUAGCUUUCGACGACUUCACCGCCACCAAUGGUGCCACACGCAUCGUCCCGGGCUCCCACCUGUGGCCGUCCGGAGUCCGACCCACAGACGACCAGGCGCAGCCGGCAGUAUGUCCUGCAGGAAGCGUCGUUUACUUCAUCAGCACGACUUGGCAUUCAGGUGGGAGGAACGAGAGUACAAGACCACGAAUGAGUAUGACCGUACAGUAUUGCCAGCCAUAUAUGCGCCAGAUUGAGAACCAAUACCUUGCCGUGGAUCCCAGGAAACUUGACGAGAUACCACCUCGCAUCGUUGAACUGAUGGGCUACAAGACUUUUGCUGGGUUUAUCGGAUACGCCGACGGAUUGAAUCCCCGUGAAGCGGCGAGGAGGAUGGUAGCGUGGCAGCAGAAGCCCGUGAACAGGCAGCCCCCAACUUUUGCGCAUCAUCGCGACAGUAAGAUGUGAGAGUCCAAAUUGCUGUGCAAACGGAUGAGGUCAAUUUGCAAUCUGAGAAG
Molecule: messenger RNA, 1213 nt
Organism: Verruconis gallopava
Lineage: Eukaryota; Fungi; Ascomycota; Dothideomycetes; Venturiales; Sympoventuriaceae
Exons: 6
Coding region: 237-1163 (308 amino acids)
Source: RefSeq, a predicted model, not a curated record